UCAAAACCUUUUCUGAUAUUUUCUCCCAUUGGAUUCCCAAUUCAGGUCCGCCGAGCUUCGCAGCUCUUUCCCCCCAGUAUAAAUACAAGUCUUCCCUCACCGGUCUUCGCUUCCUUUACCCCAAAAUUUACACCUCUCUGCGUUUCUCCUCCGAAGCCCUAAGCCCUAAUUUCAAUCAGUCUCCGUUCGAUUCGCGAUUCGUGAUUCGUGAUUCUUCGUCGUGUUUCUGCUCUCUAAUUCGAUGGCGGCCGGUAAACCCCUUACAACUGAGGCCAUUGCUCUUACAGAGAAGAAGAUGGACAUGGCAUUAGAUGACAUUAUUAAAAUGGCCAAAGUUGCUCCCAAGGGUAAGAAGCAACGGAGGGUUUCGAACAAAAGUCAGACUUUUCUUAAGGGCACUGCUCAAGAUAAACCAACAAAGCUACGUCGCUUUAUGGACACAAGAUCAUCCCUUAGACAGGGGGUUCUGGCUCAGAGAAGGUCAAACUUCCAGGGGAACCAAUUCCCGAUUGCAACUGAGGCUGCUCGGAAGGCAGCAGUUGUUCCUCUUCGCAAUAGAGCUUUUAAUCGUAACAGGGUGCCUAACUGGAAACCAAGGGCUGGUGCUCCUAAUCAGAGAAGGGCUGGAAAUGUUGGCUUUGGCACCAAGCUUUCCCCACAGCAGCAGCCGCAGCAGCGUCAGCAGCAGCAAGAGAAUGUAGUUGCUAAUCAGAGGCCUCAAACACUUGAUUUGCUGUUUGCAAACAUGAAGGAGCAAAGGAUGAGGGCCCAACCACCACACCAGAACAAUGCCGUACCACAACGUAAUAGGGGCCAGCCAAGGCUCCCUUGGGGAAGAGGCGGGCGAUUUGGCAACUAAUUCAGACACAGUUAAUGGACCUGCUAGAAGACAAUUGCCUGAACUGAUACUACGCCUAGAUGCAGCAAGAGACUACUACGCAGCUGGAAAGUAAUCAUAGGCAAAAUAUAAUGGCCUGUUCUACUUGUCUGUAGGCCAUUAUUUUCUUUCUUUUGCAACAUUUGGUAUCCAUUUUGUUUCCUUCACUGACUCUGUAUAUAGUAGUCUCUUCUUUUUGGACUACUGAUUCCCUUUUUCAAAGUAUAAAGUUGAAUUUUAAUAUC
Messenger RNA from Rosa chinensis, 1122 nucleotides. RefSeq lists its product as uncharacterized. The transcript is spliced from 7 exons. Lineage: Eukaryota; Viridiplantae; Streptophyta; Magnoliopsida; Rosales; Rosaceae. The coding region runs from base 242 to 859 and encodes 205 amino acids. The record is from RefSeq and is a predicted model, not a curated record.